UCCAUGUAAUGUGUGCCAUGUGCCACUGCUAACUGACUGUUUGUCUGACUGACUGACUGACUGACCUGCACUGACAAUGGAUGUAUUAUGCGCAUAAUAUAUGUAUUCUUUCAACCCAUCCGCCAUCACCCGAUUCCGCAUUCUCCGUCCUCUUCUCACCAUUCCGUUCCCGCCACCCUCAACACCCGCCCUCUCCCCUCUCUCCCCAAACCACCACCACCACCACCAACAGCCACCGUCGACGCAGACGUUGCACGCAACAUCUCGACACCUUUCGGACGGUGCAGCAGCAGCAGCAGCAGCAGCUGAAACACGGAUACAAAAGGAUACGAUAGCAUCUGGCAGAGCGCGGCAGCGUCCGCUCCAGCACGGCUUCUCUGCUGCGGGGUUCAAAGACGCGCGCCUUGUUACGCUAACUACCUCGCCCUGCUCCCGCACUACACGGCAUCCCACUGCACUGCACUGCACUACGGUACAGUCAGUCAGUCGGUACAUACCUAACCACCCUUUGACAUCGUCGUGCCCUGCCUGCCUGCCUGCCUGCCUGAUGCGACCAUGGAGCCCAGGCGUCGACCCGAGUACCACAUCGACAUCUUUGCCGAUUUGGCCUGCGUUAAAGACGUCGUCAAAGCCAUCCUUCACACCAUCUUCUUCCACCGAUACUUCACUUCCAUCCUACCCCUCACCCGCGACCUCCUCGACCUCACCCUUCCCGCCAUCGACGAUGUCGACCUGGAGACCUUGAUCGACCAGCGCACCAUGGCCCUCAUGCGUGCCAUAGAAGGAACCCAUCACCAGCGUGGGAGGGGGCAGCUUGUCGUGCAGUUUUUCGAGAAGAGGCGGCGGAAGAGUUACUUCUUCGGCAAAGCCGACGAGGAUGUGUGUUGGGAGCAGUGGACUUUGGAUGUCACUAUAGCCACCCCGCGCACCGAAACAGAUGUCCUCAAGGUUCGCCGCGCAAUGACAAAGUCCCUCGAGAAAGCCGCCCAUAAAAUCAUCACCAUCGUCAAUCGCGACAAGGACCAUAUUCCUCCCAUCACCACCACCGACGCCAACCCUUUUCCUCACCAAGUACUCGUCAACCCCAAAAUCGCCGCCGACCAGAACGCGUGGGGUCCGCGCAUGGGUAUAUUCUAG
Periconia digitata is the source of this 1137-nucleotide messenger RNA. NCBI's taxonomy places the organism in Eukaryota, Fungi, Ascomycota, Dothideomycetes, Pleosporales, Periconiaceae. The record is from the annotation of a GenBank genome assembly.